CACAAACUCACAGUGAUAAGAACAUCUCCAGAAAUUUGGAGCUGUUCUAGUGGGUUAUACAAACGUAACCGCUAAGGUUUCCAACACAUAGGGACCGGCUACCUCCAUACUCAAUAUGCGUGCAUUUGUGGUACUCGCCUGCGUAGCGCUGGCUUACGGCCGCCCCGAACCGCCAGUCGGCUACAGCUACUCAGCUCCCGCCCCUAAAUAUUCUGCUCCAUCCGGUAGCUACGGUGCCCCGUCUAUCGGUGGGUACAGGACCGUUUCAGUAGGAGGACACUCCGGUGGCAUUUCCUUCGGUCAUUCCGGUCUCUCUGGUCUGUCGCUAGGCGGUGGGCACUCGGCUGGAGGUCUGUCUCUCGGAGGUGGACACUCUUCUGGUGGAUUCUCCCUCGGCGGUGGACACUCAUCUGGUGGAAUCUCUCUUGGAGGUGGACACUCGGCUGGAGGCAUCUCACUGGGCGGAGGCGGCGGCGGCGGCGGCGCUGGUCUGGGCUUCGGUGGUGACUCUGGAUUCGGCGGCGGAUACGCUGGCGGUUACUCUGGUGCUCCUCUUGUCCAGAAGCACAUCUAUGUUCACGUACCUCCACCGGAACCCGUUGAGCAGAGAAUCCCCCGCAUCCCCGCAGUCGCUCCCCCCCAGAAGCACUACAAAAUUAUCUUCAUCAAGGCCCCGACUCCCCCUACCCCGGUUGCGCCCAUCAUCCCCGUCCAGCCCCAGAACGAAGAGAAGACUCUUGUAUACGUUCUUGUCAAGAAGCCCGAAGAUCAACCCGACAUCAUCAUCCCUACACCCGCGCCCACACAGCCCUCGAAACCCGAAGUUUACUUCAUCAAAUACCAGACACAGAAGGAAUCUGGCAUCGGAGGAGGCGCUCUUGGUGGUGGUGCUAUUGGCGGUGGUGCUAUUGGUGGUGGUGCUAUUGGUGGUGGAGCAAUCAGCGGUGGUGAUUUGGGCGGCGCCAUUGGCGGUGGUGAUUUGGGCGGCAUCGCUCUCAGCGGUGGAGCCGGUGGUGCUGGCGGCGCUGGCGGUCAUGGUGGUGACGACAUCGGUGCUGAUUUCGGAGCUAGCGGCGGAGACGCCAGUGGUGCUGAUGCCGGACACGGGGGCGCUACUAGCUCUCAGUACGGUCCUCCCGGUCAUGUUGCGGGUCCCGUUCACUAAGUCUAAGAUCCCAUAGCAAGCUAGGUGGAAAGAAAUGUGUAAUUUAUUGCUGUGCGUGCAGAGUUUAUCAGUAUUUGCAAAACAGUUCUGUGGUAUCCCACGAUACACUGGAGUCUCAUUCUUACCAUCUACGCUCGCAGUGCGCACGCGGACACAUUGUAAAUAGUCACCGCUCUCGUGUCUGCUUGCACACCCUUUCUUCAUUGUUCUCAUCUAUCAUCUUUACUUGUUAUUAGUGCACAAGUGUUAGUGUUAUAAUUAAAGGAGGUAAUUUACAGCGACUGUUACGUUAUGUAUUAUAUAAUAUGGCUUUUUUAUAUUUUAAAGUAAUGAAAAUAAAUAAAUAUGUGAUGCUAACUCGUUGUUUCGCUGUGUUUGUUGUGGAACGGGUGGUUGUUCGGAAUCUGAUAGUUGCGUCAUGCCCGAAAGUAGUCGUGAAAGGUUGCCCUGUAUGAGAGAGGGCGGAGGCAGUCUCCUUUCUCGUAUCGGAGUGGUCGAUUAGGUUCGACGUUAAUUUGGAAUUGUUAACAAUCGGACUGGAUAUUUGGUUGUUGCGUAAGAGUGUGUAAUGGCGUGUCGGGGGCGAGUGAUGAGCCGGUUUCCGACCGCUCGCGCUCUCAUUGAUGUUCCUCUUAAUGGAUCAUAUGUGUAAUUACACUUUCGUAAUAAUUUAGUGGAUGAUGGAGCGGUUGCGUAAAACUAUCGACUACGCAUGUGGCAUGUUAAGAACACAUACCGCACUAAUGAUUAGGUCCGAUCAUUGUAGCAUCCCACUGUUACAUCGUUCACAUUCAACAACUUUGAGCAAUUUGAACACCACUCUAAAACAUUUUUAGUUAACAUAACUAGGUCAUGUCAAUAAUGACUUUAUUGAAUACUAAGCGACGAGACUCAAUUGUGAAUAGGCAACGAAUUUCCGAAAUAGAGCCAGGUAAUUUCUGCGAAUUGAAAGCAAACUGAAAUCUGUAUCAGUCAAUAAGAUUGUUAUAAUACUGUCUGUAGCAUAAUCUGAUUGGUAGCCAUCAUUUUUAACAGGUUUAUCACAAAUAUAAAAAUCUUUCUGGUGAAGUUUCGAAGUGACCUACAUGUUGGUUCGGUUUACAUUCACCCUAUUUUUUCCAUGAUGCUAUUAAUAUUAUAUAAUGUGAGUUGUUUAGACUAAAACGACUUCUUUUUAUUAUCGAAAUAUAUCCGUCAUGUGAUAGUCGAGAACAAAUUCAUAUUCAUCAUAUCUUAAUUUUGUGACAUUAACUAUUGGAGGGAUUUUUGUGGAGCUUCAAAAUCGACACGAAUAGAAAGAUAAAGAUUUCAUACUUUAUUAUAAAUUCAAUUACCACCCGUUAUAUGCAUAGCACUGCAAGAAUACCACGUUGAGCAAUAAUGAAAUAGGCGAGAGCGCUAAACUACCUAGUCUGGUAAAAAGUGACUUUCGGCACUAUGAUCUUAAUUAAAGCGCUUACAGUUUGAAAUUAAGUAAUUACUAAAGUAGUUGUGUGAGAACAAAGAAGUACCUCAGUGUCUAUAAGUUUUGUUAAAUCAAUGCCGAUCAUAAAAAUGUUCACUAUGAGGUAUUAAUUAGGUAUACGACGACCUUCGCGAGCGCUAGACUCGGUGGAGUUACCAUCUCCAAAAUCUUGAGUUUGCUUCCCUCUUGGGAGCUGUCGAACCCAGGUAGGGAGAUGUCCGAGUGACCAACCGUUUGCUGGGAGUCUAUACCAUCGCCCACGGCUGCUUGCGGCUCUCCUCUCUUAGAAGAGGGGAACGGGAGACGCUGGCGUUCCUCCAGGGGCCAGCGAUCUGGUGAGGGAGUGCUAGACCGCAUUGCACGUACUCCUGCGAUGGGUGGAAGCCCCUUUUACACGGGCAUCCGCACAUCGCGUAGGGUCUGGGGGAGGACAAUCACCAGUGGACGCGUGGACAGUCCUAUUGUGGUUUUACCAUGUCUGUCCGCCUCCCGACACAUAUGUCAGGACCGCGGUUCUCGGAUUAUAUGUCGGGGAAAGGUGCUGCAAU
Molecule: messenger RNA, 3178 nt
Organism: Chilo suppressalis (striped riceborer)
Lineage: Eukaryota; Metazoa; Arthropoda; Insecta; Lepidoptera; Crambidae
Source: the annotation of a GenBank genome assembly